ACAAUUUUAAUUACUUUAUUAAAAUAAUUCAGUGACUUUAUUUCAAAAUUUUCAUAAAGUUGGCUAAAGUAGUGAAAAAAGAAAACAAAUCGAUUGGAUCUAAAUUGAAAUAAGUAUUUAAAAAUCAGUCAAAUGUGAACAUUAUCGUAAAAGUUUAUUAUAAUCAGAUAUUCUGGAUAUUAUUUGAAUUCAUCGAGAGAUAUAAUUAGCCUUGGUAACUGCUGUGCGAUAUCCCUGGGAACAAAAACUAAAAUUGUGUUAUAUUUAUAAUAUUCACAAUGCAAGAUACUUACCCAACUUUGGUAUCCUGUAAACCUUUAAAAGCAGAAUUUAACAAUGUACAAGAAAUUCCAGUAACAUCAGAAAAUUUUACCAUUGGACGUGGCCUGAACAACAAUGUAGUCAUACCAUUUGUAGCCAUAUCUCGAAACCAUUGUAAAUUGAAAAAAAAUAAUGUUGACUGGAUAAUUGAAGACCACAGUUCAUUUGGAAUUAUAAUCAAUGGUAAUAAAAUAGGCAAAGGCAAUCAAAAGAUAAUAAAACACAAUGACAUCUUAACAUUUGAAGCUACACAAGAGUUUAUAUAUAAAUUUGUUUGUAAUGACAACGAACUAAUGCCUUCCUCAAAAAAACGAAUCAAAUUAGAUCCAAAUGCAACCAGUACCAGUUUGAUAAAUGACAUGAAAAACAAAUUUGAGGAAUCACAGAAUUAUGCAAUAAGACAUAUCGAAGAUAAAAUACACAAUACAAAACAAAUAAAAAGCACAAAUAUUUUACUAAAAGAACAGCUACAACUAGAUAUGAAACGAAAAAUAAACCAUCUCGAAAGUAAUUUUGCAUGUCAAAUUGAGAAUUUAAAAGGAAAAAAGGAUGAAGUCGAAAAACAAAAAGCACUCCUUAUAGAAGAGAGAGAUGCACAACUGGCAGCUUUAAAAGAGGAUAUGGAAGGAAAAAUAUCAGAACUAAUGGAACAGAUAAAAAAACACAAUGAAAUUGAAACUGAACUCAUUAAGGAAAAUAAUUUGUUAAAAGAAAAAAUGUUAAAAGAAAGAGAAGACUUUCUUUUAGAAUUGAAUAGAGAGAGUUCAUUAAAACAGGAUAUGUUAGAUAAACUGGAAGCAAAAAUGGUUGAACAAGAGGAAGUGAGAUUAAAAGAAAAACAAGAAUUUGAGGAACUUCUGAAGAAUAAAACAGAGUUACUUAAAUUAGAAAAAGAAAAGGAACUACACAAAUUAUCUGAACAGAAAAAGAAAAGGGAAUGUGAAUUGAUGGAAGAGCUUAACAACAUAAAGAAAAACCUUGAGGAACAAGUUGAGCGAACUGAAAAACAGAGAUGCGAUGCUCAAAAACAACUUAACAAUCAAAUGGAGGAAAUGAAAAAGGCUAAGAAUGAGGACAAAUUUAAAAUGGAAAAGCUGAUGCACGAACGAGAAGAAAUUCAGAAAAGGCUAAAUGAGGCACAACAAAAUUCUGAAAAAUUUAUCGAAGAACUGAAGGCAAGAGUCACAGAGAGAGAGGUAGAGCUUGCGGCUCUGGCAGCUGAAAGAAUACAAAAACAAGCUGAACAAUCAAGUGAAGUUAUAAGCUCAUUACAGGAACAAUUGGAAAAGGUCCGAAGUCAACUUCAAAAUGUCGAAAGUGAAAAUAAAAAACUUCUAAAGAACUCUGAACCAGUCGCCAAAGAGGAGAGCUCAAACAGUACACUCGCUGAAUUCGGUGAAAUAAUGGAAAGUGAACUGCAGUGCAGUAUAUGUGCGGAACUCUUCGUGGCCGCGAUCACACUCAACUGCUCUCACACGUUCUGCAAAUACUGCAUCACUACUUGGAAGAAGAAAAAGAUGGAUUGUCCGAUAUGCCGUUCACCCAUAACAUCGGAGUGCAGAAGCUUAGUACUCGACUCGUUUAUAGAAAAAAUGGUACAAAAUCUAACAGAAGAAAUGAAGAAAAAGAGACGAGAUAUGUUGAAAAGUCGAGAAGAACUUGAAUCCGAACUGACUGAAUCCGAACUGACGAGUCAACUGAACACGAGUACGAGUCGACGAAGAGACUCUUUUGAAUUCGACGAAGACGAAAGCGCCGAACUAUCAUUCGAGGAGGAGGAGGAGGGGGAGGGGGAGAACCCGGAUUUCGAAUACUUCGAUUUCUUCGAUUACGGGAGUGAUGGCGACAUCGACGAAUCCUACGAAUCAGAUUCCGACAGUUGAUCUGACUGCACUAAGGAUAGGAUCAACAGCUCCGAUAUUCCGGCAGCGGAUUGUUUCGAAUGAAGUGAUCGUUUUGGGAGACGAAAACCCAGCCGCGCCCUCUACGCGCGCCCGAUCCACCUCUCAACGCGACUUGUCUCUUUAGAUCUUAUUUUAUUUUAUAAAUGUAAAAUAAACAUUAUAUUAU
Molecule: messenger RNA, 2391 nt
Organism: Vanessa atalanta (red admiral)
Lineage: Eukaryota; Metazoa; Arthropoda; Insecta; Lepidoptera; Nymphalidae
Product: E3 ubiquitin-protein ligase RNF8-like
Exons: 13
Coding region: 279-2204 (641 amino acids)
Biological process (GO): double-strand break repair; protein K48-linked ubiquitination; ubiquitin-dependent protein catabolic process
Cellular component (GO): site of double-strand break; ubiquitin ligase complex; nucleus
Molecular function (GO): histone binding; ubiquitin protein ligase activity
Source: RefSeq, a predicted model, not a curated record